AUGAGAGCGUUGUACCCCCAGCUCGGAAUUCCCCCCUCCAAGUUUGACGGUCGCAGACAAUUGCCACGGGAAGUACUACAAGAUGUGUCGGUCGUUAAGAAGAAGAGCGUGCCGGUGCGCAAAGCGACGCUGGUGUCUCCAGAUUGUUCGCACAACAGAGGAGGGUGUGAACUUGCGGCUAGGCCGACUCCUUUCUGUAUAUGCACUCUCCAGACGACCCGUCCAGCCGAAACAAUGUUUCGGAAAAAUCGAGUGACUCCCACCACCAUCGAUGCCGGGAUAAGUCGAGGCUCCCCUAACAGCCAUUCAUCCUUCCAGAUACCGUCCCAGAUGAACCUAGGACGGUGCAACAUCAACCCCGUCACCCGCUGCGGCAAACGGCUCCAACUGCUGAAGAUGCUGCUGUUCCCUCUCACCCCGGCCAUCUGCCUCUUCGUCGUGACCGCCAUCAACGUCAACACGGCGAUCUCAACCCGGACCGAGCUGCUGGACUUUGACCUAGUCUUUCAGCAAUCCAUUGGUCUCGGGAACAUCAUGCACGCCAUUCAGAUCGAGCAAACCCGGGCGACGCUGUACGGCCGUUACGACGACGUCAGCCGAAUCAGUCUGGACGCCAGUUACGUCGAUACUGAAAACGCCGUAACGGACCUGCCGUACUGGCCUUCGGAAACCCAAUUCGUCUCUGGUAAUCAGUUCCUGGCAUUCCUGAAACUACAACGCGACAAAAUCAGGGAAGAUAACACAACCACCUUCGAGCUUCUCCGCAUCUACUCCGACGUCAAGCAGGCGUUCCUGCCGCUCCUGACCGAGACCAUCCUGCUGACGAACCACGCCAGUCUCUGGAAGAACCUCGUAGCCUACUCCUUCAUCAUACGAACGCAGGAACACACCGGAGCAAUGUCGGCGUACGGAACGGAGUUCUAUCUUCUCGGUUCCCUCUCCACAUUAAACUACCUGACAUUCGUUCGGAACGAAGAGCUAGCUGAGAUCCACCUCAACACGUGCCUGAACUACGUUCCAGAAACACGCGACGUGUAUAACGAUCGGUUGCAGAGCGGGGAAAUAAAUCUGCUGAGUAUUGAGAAGAUGAAGAAAGAAAUAUACAACAACGAAUUUACUGAUGCUAGCUCAGGUCUUCGUAGAUCGAGAGCCACUGACUGGCAGGGGAAUACAACAGCCCAGCUGAUUGUGAUCAGACACAUUGGCGUGUACAUAGAGAGGGUCGUAGCAGAACAAAUCAAGAAGGAUAUUGGCAUAAACGAAGAAGAGAUACUCGUGGCUGCGCUUCUCCUGUCGAUUGUUUGUUUCGUUACUCCAAUAAUUCUCAUCCUCGUCUCCAAGGCAACAAACUCCAUUCAAAGGUUUGCAACAAGGCUCAGUCACAAGACCAUUGAGCUCAACGUCGAAAAGAAAAGGAGCGAUUCCUUGCUCUAUCGGAUGUUGCCAAAACAGGUUGCUAAGCAACUGAAGACUGGUGAUGACGUCAGUGCCGAGUCGUACGAACUCGUCAGCAUCUUGUUCAGUGACAUCGUUGGAUUCACUGAGAUGUCCGCACGAAGCGCCCCCAUGCAGGUGGUGAAUUUCUUGAACUUUCUCUACCAGUUAUUCGACGAGCGUAUUGAGACGCAUGACGUUUACAAAGUGGAGACGAUCGGUGAUGCUUACAUGGUGGCCAGCGGUCUACCCUUACGGAAUGGGAACCGGCAUGCCGGUGAAGUCGCGUCGCUGGCCCUGGACCUGGUGGACAAAAUCAAGGACUGCACCAUCCCUCAUAUGCCCACUGAGAAGAUCUUCAUUCGGAUUGGGCUUCAUUCUGGGCCGUGUGUUGCUGGGGUUGUCGGCUCCAAGAUGCCGCGGUACUGCCUCUUCGGAGACACCGUAAACACAGCUUCGAGAAUGGAAACACACAGCGAACCAAUGAAGAUACACGUGAGCGGUGAAUGCCAUAAGAUUCUAGUCUCGCUAGGUGGAUACACUUUGCAGUCACGUGGUAUGAUGGACAUUAAGGGUAAGGGCAUGAUGUAUACCUAUUGGUUGAUGAACUACAAGCGUGGUAUAACUCCGGGUAGCAAUAUCACAUCAGAUGUUAACUUUAUCACGGUGCAGCCAUCUUCAAUUUCUCCCAUUGAUGUCUAUGUUACCACACCGAGGCUGGAAGAAUAA
This is a messenger RNA of Asterias rubens (European starfish), 2163 nucleotides long. RefSeq lists its product as uncharacterized. The record is from RefSeq and is a predicted model, not a curated record. Gene Ontology annotation, biological process: cGMP biosynthetic process; receptor guanylyl cyclase signaling pathway; intracellular signal transduction. Gene Ontology annotation, molecular function: guanylate cyclase activity; peptide receptor activity. The coding region runs from base 1 to 2163 and encodes 720 amino acids. Lineage: Eukaryota; Metazoa; Echinodermata; Asteroidea; Forcipulatida; Asteriidae. The transcript is spliced from 11 exons.